AUGCUUAAGAAAUUUGAGUUGUUAAAGGUAGCAUUUCAUGGACAUAUAAUUUCUGCUGAAGGUAGAGCUAUCGAUCCAACAAAGAUAAAGGCGGUUCAGAAUUGGCAAGCACCCAAGACCAUCAGAGAAAUUCAGAGUUUUCUUGGACUAGCUGGAUACUACAGAAGAUUUGUGGAAGGAUUCUCAAAGAUAUCUGCUCCACUUACCCGAUUGAUUCAGAAGGAAGUUAAAUUUGAAUGGGAUGAAAAGUGUGAGCAAGGCUUCCAAGAGCUUAAGGCCCGAUUAACCACGGCACCGAUCUUGGCGAUGCCAACGGAGUUAGGAAAAUAUGUGGUGUAUGGUGAUGCUUCUGUAAUAGGUUUAGGAUGUGUUCUAAUGCAAUACCUGUAA
Molecule: messenger RNA, 390 nt
Organism: Diospyros lotus (date-plum)
Lineage: Eukaryota; Viridiplantae; Streptophyta; Magnoliopsida; Ericales; Ebenaceae
Exons: 1
Coding region: 1-390 (129 amino acids)
Source: RefSeq, a predicted model, not a curated record